GCGUGGAGCCCCAGCAUGCCUUGCGCAGGAGGGCGGUUCUCGGCGCAUGCGCGCUGCGUUCCGUCCCAAGGUGACUGAGGCUCCGCAAAGUAAAACGUCGGCGCCGUCAUGAUCCUCCAUCAGAUCCUGCGACUUUCUUCCCUUUUUCGUUCCGCUGUCUCCGUUCACCUGCGGAGAAACAUCGGUUUCUCUGCCAUUGCCUUUAAUAAGGCAAAAGAGCUCGAUCCGGUUCAGAAGCUCUUCCUGGACAAGAUCAGGGAGUACAACACAAAAAGCAAGCAAGCUGGAGGGCCUGUUGAUGUAGGUCCCGAGUUUCAGAAAGACAUGAAUGAAUCACUUGCCAGGCUUCAGCGGAUGUACGGAGAGGGAGAUCUAACCAAGUUUCCAGAAUUCAAAUUUGAGGAGCCCAACUUUGAGGAGACUCCAAAGUGAUUUCUUUACAUCGUCCUCCAAACAACAGAGUACAUCCAUGGAGUUGCUGAAUAUGGCAUCAACUGUAACUUAAUAAAUGCAGUGUUUCAGUUUGA
Meleagris gallopavo (turkey) is the source of this 527-nucleotide messenger RNA. The record is from RefSeq and is a predicted model, not a curated record. NCBI's taxonomy places the organism in Eukaryota, Metazoa, Chordata, Aves, Galliformes, Phasianidae.